Messenger RNA from Cavia porcellus (domestic guinea pig), 4464 nucleotides. RefSeq names its product macrophage scavenger receptor 1 (gene Msr1). Gene Ontology annotation, biological process: extracellular matrix organization; receptor-mediated endocytosis. Gene Ontology annotation, cellular component: membrane; synaptic cleft; terminal bouton. The transcript has 10 exons. Gene Ontology annotation, molecular function: extracellular matrix structural constituent conferring tensile strength; scavenger receptor activity. Bases 159 to 1514 code for a protein of 451 amino acids. The record is from RefSeq and is a predicted model, not a curated record. NCBI's taxonomy places the organism in Eukaryota, Metazoa, Chordata, Mammalia, Rodentia, Caviidae.
UACUAAAACACAUUGCUAAGAAAAAUUUUCAACACAAGCAUGUCAUUUCCUUUCUUCAUGGACCAGAUGCUGAAAUACUAUGAGAUACAAUUUCAGAUUUCAGUUGCAAAGAGAAGGAAGUGAAUGAAUCAGUGUGCCUGCUUUAUACUCCAAGCAUUAUGGAGUCACGGAACAUCUUUCUUGAUCACCAGGAAGAGCUUGAUAUCUAUUCAGAUUCUGUGAAAUUUGAUGCUCGUUCAAUGACGGCACUGCUUCCUCCCAAUCCUAAAAACGGCCUCCAAGAGAAGCUGAAGUCCUUCAAAGCUGCACUCAUCGCCCUGUAUCUCCUGGUGUUUGUCGUCCUGAUACCUGUCAUCAGCAUAGUGGCAGCUCAUCUUCUGAAGAGGGAAAUGAAGAACUGCACGGUUGGUUCACCUCAUGCAAGUGCCAUGUCUCAAAGUCUGGGAAAAGGAAAUGGCAGUGAAGAUGCAAUGAAAUUUCAAGAAUUUGUUUUGGAACACAUCAGCAACAUUGAGAGAAGAAUCCAGGACAUUUCAGAUGCAGAAGCCAGUUUCAUAGGUUCAGAAAACUUCCAAAAUUUCAGCAUGACAACUGAUCAAAGACUUAACAGUGUUUUUCUGCAGCUAAAUAACUUAGUUUCCUCAGUCCAAGAACAUGAGAGUGCGGUAGAUGAAAUCUCCAAGUCCUUAGUAAGUCUGAACACGACCUUGCUUGAUCUGCAGCUCAGUAUAGAAACAUUGAAUAAAAAAGUCCAAGAGACUACACUGAAGCAACAAGAGGAUAUUAGUAAAUUGAAGGAGCAUGUAUACAAUGCAUCAGCAGAAAUUAAGUCUCUGAAAGAAGAACAAGAACACAUAGAAGAGGAAAUAAAGAAAGAAUUGAAAGUGCUGAAUAAUGUCACCAAUGAUCUCAGAUUGAAAGAUUGGGAACAUUCUCUGACACUGAGAAAUAUCACUUUGAUUCAAGGUCCCCCUGGACCCAGAGGUGAAAAAGGAGACAGAGGUGCCCCUGGACAAACCGGUAUACCAGGCCUGCCCGGUCUAAGAGGUCCUCCAGGUCUUAAAGGUGAUCGUGGAGUAACUGGCUUUCCUGGAAGUAAAGGCUACCCGGGACCAGCAGGAAAUGUGGGCAGACCAGGAAAUCCUGGACAAAAAGGUCAAAAGGGAGAAAAAGGAACUGGAAAUCUAUUCCAUCUGCCUAACGUAGUUCGACUGGUUAAUGGCAAAGUGCCUCAUGAAGGUAGGGUGGAGAUCUUCCACGAGGGCAUCUGGGGCACCAUUUGUGAUGAUCGCUGGGAAAUAAGAGUUGCAACUGUCAUCUGUCGAAGUUUGGGAUACAAAGGUGCUAAAGCCGUGCACAAAGCAGCUUAUUUUGGGCAAGGUACUGGUCCAAUAUGGCUGAACGAAGUAUUCUGCUUUGGAAGAGAAUCAUCUAUUGAUCAGUGCAAUAUCAGGCAAUGGGGUGUGAGAUCCUGUACACACUCAGAAGAUGCAGGAGUCACAUGCGCUAUAUAAUACAUCAUAUUUUCACUCACAUUUAUAAAAUUAUUGCUGCAAGAUAAUGUUUCUUACUUUGCUCUAUUGAAAUUAGCUUAAUUAAUAUAUAAGGGAUUAAAAUUAUUUGCUAUAGGAUGCAUGGAUAGUAACUUCCUACUUAUAUAAAGUACUAUGAGGAUAAUUGUAAUAAGUAAUCUCAAAAAUUUGUAAUUGAGAAAAAUCUACUGAGUUUAGUCCAAUCUAGAAAAGAAGUUAAUAAUGUCAAUACAAUUUAUGGGCUCACAUUACUUUGGAGCAAAGAGUAGUAUUAACUCCAAGAAGCAUGAUUUUUUUUUCUUUAAAAAUGAAAACAUUGAAACAUAAGUUCAAAAUAGGAUAAUAAGAAAUUAGCAAUGAUUAAUAUACUAUGUAUUGUUAUCUUCAUGAUUUUUUUAAAAGAGCUGCUAAGUCAAAGCACUGUUAUACUAUUACACUUGUCUGGUCAUCUAGCAUCAAAUUAAACAUAAAAUGUAAGAACAGAAAAAAGAAAGGAAGAAGAGGAAGAUGAAAAAAAGAAAAUGAAGAAAUACCAUGGAGUUGACACUGAAAUACUAAGCACUUUAUCUCAAUCACUCAGAUAAUUUUAAACAAGUACUUGCAGAUUUUCCAACCACCAUUGCGGUACAAUGGUAUUCAGUGGUCCCAGGUUCUUGCUAUCUUAUUCAAAAAUUGGAGAAGACAAUCAAUGAAGUUGAAAAUGCAACAUUCAGUUAAAGUCAAGAAGAAGGAAAAAAAGGUGGGAAAAAAAAAAGAGAAGUGCAAAAAGAUGUUAAAAAAAAAAAAGCAAAAUAUAUGCCAUGCACACCAGACAGGCUGCUGCAAAAGCAAAAGGGAAACAAUCACAGUAAAGUCAGUUGCCGCUAUCUUUUAUAUCCUUUUCUCAUGUCAGAUCUGGGCCACAAUUUACAGGUUGUGCUCUGUUUUCCAGCCUUUUGACCAUGCCCCAGUCUCCUUCCUCACCACAGGAAAAUACUGUAUUCAAGUGAUGUGUUAACUGAGGCAUGUGUCCAUAUGAAAUCAUAUAGUAAUAUUUGUCUUAAGGGGAAAAUGGAACAGUUGGAGCUUGAAUUAAUAUAUGUGUUGCCAGGUGUGCUGGCACAUGCCUGUAAUCCCUGCAUUUGGAAGACUGAAGCAAGAGGAACACCUUCAGUUUGAGGCCAGCCUGGGCUACAUAAGCAAGUUCAAGGCCAGGCUGCACUGCAUAGUUAGACCCUGUCUCAAACAAAGAAACAAAAAGGCAGUAAUGUUUAUACUCAAUCCAAUCAUGGUGAAAAUUAUGAAGAUAAUUGUAUCUUGUUCUUCCAUAGAAACACUGAAAAGCAAAAAGAAACUGUCAGAAUCAACUUUCUUAAGACUCCAGAAAAAGUCAAACUUUUACAACAAAUAAGGGAAUAUUAAGACAGUAAAAAGUCAACUUCAAAACUAUAGGAAAGUUUUGUGACAUUUUCACCUGUCACGGCUGCAGCAGUGAUUUUUGGUCUUGAAGCAGUAACAGUCUAUGUUCCCAACUUGUAAAUAUUGUACUUGGAUCCAGAGGAAGCAGAGUUCUUAACAAAACAUGUCUAUUGUGGCUUCUUAUGAAAUAUGUCUGAAGGAGUGAUGCUAAGGCAGAUCAGAGAUAAAAUGUGCCUAAACGGAUGAUUAGAACUUUCAAUGAUACAAACAGCCCACUGCAGCACAUAUGCCAGAGUGUUGCCACUGCUGAUGUAUUCAUCUGUUUCACUUAGCUUGAAAUUCAGGUUGUAAAAGCAGUGGGCAUUGUCUAAAACUCUGCAAACAACCCUCAAGUUCCUGAAUCAAAUGGGUAUAGUGGGAACAUAACAUAGACUGUAUAGGAUGGUGGUAAAAGCUGGGGAGAGUUUUCAUAGGAAAUUAGGAUAUUAAAAAUGUAUACAGAGACAUUUAGAAAAGAUGUGCAUGCCCAGUGCAAAAUACAUGCAUUGAAAAACACUGAGAAUAACCUGUACUUUUACCCUAAGCUGAUUUGCAGGGUUAGUGUAAGUCUGGCUAAAGGUUAAAGCAAUGCCUAUUAUGGAAGCAACCUGAAAUUCUGGGAUUGGUGAGUUGUAAUGGUUUGGAGGGUUGUUUUUGUUGUUGUUUGUUUGUUUUUGUAGGGGUUUUUUUGGUCUCUAUUUUGUUAGGCAAUCACAAGUUAAGGAAUAGAAAUCUCUGAGAAUAUCACAAAUAAGAAACAUCAUUAUGGAAAUCCAUUAUUAAAAAUUAGAUUUUAGCUAGCACAAUAUAUAAAUUACAGGAAAAGAAAAAUAAUAGCUUUUGAGACUUGUCACAUUAUAAUAUUAAAUGAUAUUUUCAACAAAAAAUCAUAAGGCAUAAAGAAAUAAGGAAGUAUGACCUACUGAAAGAAACAAAAAACAGGCACUGAGGAAGUUCUCAUGUUAAAUUUACUACAAGAUAACUGAAAUUUUUGUAUCUGAGACUCAAGAAGGAGAAAGAAGGAAAAUUUGAAAUACUCUUAGGGAUCCACAGGACAUCAAGUGGUCCAAAUGUACAUUACAGAGUCCCAGAAAUAGAAGAGAGAAAAACAAUGGAAGAAAGAACAACUGAAAAAAUAGUGGGUAAAACUUCCAAACUUUGAUGGAAGACAUGCUCAUACAUGUCCAAAAAUAUGGCUAAUUUUGAAUAAGAUAGUCAAAGAGACCUAAGCCAGGACAUAUUAUAAUCAAAUUCUACAAGGAUAGAAGUAACAAGAAUCUUAAAAUUACCAAGUGAGAAACUGCUCAUUAUAAACAGUUGAUUACCUGUAAGAUGAACAUCACAUUUCUCACCACAAAACAUGGGGAUAAAAGACAUUUGGGUGAUGUAUUUAAAUUCCUGAAAGAAAGAGAAAAAGAAAGAGAGAAAGAGAAAGAAAGAAAGAAAGAAAGAAAGAAAGAAAGAAAGAAAGAAAGAAAGAAAGAGAAAAAGAAAG